AUGAUAGCAAGUCUACCAGACGAGUUAGUCAAUUCCAUACAGCAACAAAUCAUAUUCCGCCAGACGCAACUUCUGCAACUUUCGCUGUUCUAUUCUGAUGGUUUUCCGAGCCCUGAUGUACUCGUCGCAUAUGGACCAGAAGACGUAGCGAAACUCGAAACCAUUCAACAUGCGCUAACCAGCCGGAACAUCCACUAUGUGGUGGUCAAUUGCAGGGAGUGUCUGUCCCAGCGACACCUGCUCAGCAAGAUCUUUUCACGAUGUGUGAAAUCAUUGGACUCUGAAGGCGCCCUGGAGGAGGCCAGAUAUGAUCGUCUCGACAGUAUUAACGCCCUCUUUGGGAACUUGAAAAAGUUACUGCAGCCAAGGGAAGAGAAAUUGGUGGUCAUUCUGGCAUGCGCGGAUCAGCAGCGAGGUGCAACAGCUACCUUAUUUCCUGCUCUUGCGCGAUUGUGCGACUCAAUACCCUGCUUAUCCAUCAUCCUCACCUCAAGCGCGCCGCAACCACUCGCACUACACAAGGCUGGAAUACCUUACCUAUACUUUCCUCCUUUAAGGCGCAGCGAAGCUAUAAAACUUCUGCUCCGGGAUCCUCCACGGCUUCUACCAGAUCCUCUUCCAGAGUAUGCUCCAAGCAUAAAGCAAGAAAGGUUACAUAGUAUCUACAACCAAUUCGCAACGGUUGUAUUUGAUACGUUGAUAGCACCGACUACGAACUCGAUCGUCAAGUACAGACAGACAAUCGAAAGGCUUUGGCCACGCUUUAUCUGGCCCCUAGUAUCUGGCGAGACGCCCACUGGAAGAAGCACAAAUAACAACUGGGACUUUGCCCGACUUCUAAGCAGGAAUCGAAUACUCUUCCAGAACGAAGGUGAGGAGUCGUUACAAGAAAAACUAAUCUCCGUCUCGAGCCUGCCGAGUACUUUCGAAGAGCUCGUAUUGCAUAAGGCGGAGCAGGAUGAGAGAUUAACUACACAGCCUGAGUCCGGUACAUCUACGACAUCAAAAUCACCCUUCAAACCAGUACAGCUAUCUGCUGCAGAACACCACACACCACAAGGCCCACCACUCCUCAAAUUCUUCUCCACUCUGCUCCUCCUCUCCGCCUACUUAGCCUCCCACACCCACCCAAAGCACGAUAUAGUCCUCUUCUCCCGUCUCUCCAACGCCUCAUCCACUAAUCGUCGCAAAAAGAAGUACCUCGCCCGCUCCCGCGCAGGCGGAAUCACCAAAACACCAACCAAAUCGCCCUCCAAGAAGAACGCCUCAGCUCCCGACGGUGGCGACGACAACGACAACGAUACCUUCAACACCACCCCAAGCAAAAAGCGCAAAACCUCAACCAAAGACCUCGGCCUCGCCCUCCCAACAACCAGCACCCCCAAAAAAGAACGCGCCGACCGCUCCAUGCGCGCUAUCUUCGAAAAAACAUCCAAUAUCGCCCGCCCUUUUAUCCUCGAACGCGCCAUUGCGAUCCUCCGCGCCAUCCACCCCGACGGAAUCAAGAUGGGAAAGGGAAUCGCGGACCGUGUGUACGCUGAACUUGCGGAGUUGGAGAGGUUGAGACUUGUGGUUAGGGCGGAUGAGAGGGGGAAGGUUGCGGUUGAGGAUCUUUUGGAGGAGCAGUGGAAGUGUCUUGUGGGCAGGGAGUGGGUUGUUGAGGCGGGGAGGGUAUGGGGGGUGGGAAUUGAGGGGUGGGAGGUUGAGUGA
Lithohypha guttulata is the source of this 1710-nucleotide messenger RNA. RefSeq lists its product as uncharacterized. The coding region runs from base 1 to 1710 and encodes 569 amino acids. The record is from RefSeq and is a predicted model, not a curated record. Gene Ontology annotation, cellular component: nuclear origin of replication recognition complex; nucleus. Gene Ontology annotation, molecular function: DNA replication origin binding. Gene Ontology annotation, biological process: DNA replication initiation; DNA replication. The transcript has 3 exons. Lineage: Eukaryota; Fungi; Ascomycota; Eurotiomycetes; Chaetothyriales; Trichomeriaceae.